AUGGGAUAUCGGGAAGAACAAAUGGUACAUACCUCCCCCAGCAGCCCUCCUCCAACAGCCCUCCUCCAGCAGCCCUCCUCCAGCAGCCCUCCCCCAGCAGCCCUCCUCCAGCAGCCCUCCCCCAGCAGCCCUCCCCCAGCAGCCCUCCUCCAGCAGCUCUCCCCCAGAAGCCCUACCCCAGCAGCCCUCCUCCAGCAGCCCUCCCCCAGCAGCCCGCCUCCAGCAGCCCUCCUCCAGCAGCCCUCCCCCAGAAGCCCUCCCCCAGCAGCCCUCCUCCAGCAGCCCUCCAGCAGCCCUCCAGCAGCCCUCCCCCAGCAGCCCUCCUCCAGCAGCCCUCUUCCAGCAGCCCUCUUCCAGCAGCCCUCCCCCAGAAGCCCUCCCCCAGCAGCCCUCCUCCUGCAGCCCUCUUCCAGCAGCCCUCUUCCAGCAGCCCUCUUCCAGCAGCCCUCCCCCAGCAGCCCUCCUCCAGCAGCCCUCCUCCAGCAGCCCUCCUCCAGCAGCCCUCCCCCAGCAGCCCUCCUCCAGCAGCCCUCCUCCAGCAGCCCUCCUCCAGCAGCCCUCCUCCAGCAGCCCUCCUCCAGCAGCCCUCCUCCAGCAGCCCUCCUCCAGCAGCCCUCCUGCAGCAGCCCUCCUCCAGCAGCCCUCCUCCAGCAGCCCUCCUCCAGCAGCCCUCCCCCAGCAGCCCUCCCCCAGCAGCCCUCCUCCAGCAGCCCUCCCCCAGCAGCCCUCCUCCAGCAGCCCUCCCCAAGCAGCCCUCCUCCAGCAGCCCUCCCCCAGCAGCCCUCCCCCAGCAGCCCUCCUCCAGCAGCCCUCACACACCACAACAUUUUUUCAUUCUGA
Procambarus clarkii (red swamp crayfish) is the source of this 840-nucleotide messenger RNA. NCBI's taxonomy places the organism in Eukaryota, Metazoa, Arthropoda, Malacostraca, Decapoda, Cambaridae. The record is from RefSeq and is a predicted model, not a curated record.